AUGGGAUGUUAUUUCCAAACAGUGCUCUUACUUCUCAUCACUGUCUCAUUCUCCUUACUUACCGAAUCUGUUAAACCUAACCGAAUGGCUAUGAAGCUGAUACACCGUGAAUCGGUGCCCCAUCUCAACUCAAAGGCUCGAGUUCCGGCAAGUCUAGAGGAUCAUAUCGAACACCUGGCAGACAUUUCAUCAGCUCGGUUUAUAUAUCUAAAGAAUUCGAUCGAUAAAGAGCUAAGCAACAGCGAUUUCCAAGUCAAUGUGCAACAAGCAAUCAAGACAUCACUGUUUUUUGUGAAUUUCUCGGUAGGACAGCCUCCGGUACCACAGUUCACCAUCAUGGACAGUGGAAGCUCACUUUUGUGGAUCAAAUGUCUUCCCUGCAAACAUUGCUCAUCAGAUCAUACGUCUCCUUCUGUCUUCAAUCCGGCAUUGUCUUCAACAUUUGUAGAAUGUUCCUGCAACGAUCCCUUUUGCAGGUAUGCACCAAACGCACAGUGCGGCUCUUCAAACAAGUGUCUUUAUGAACAAGUGUACAUAAACGGUGCUGGCUCAAAAGGUGUUCUUGCUAAAGAACAGUUAACGUUCAAAACACCUAACGGAAACACUGUUUUGACCCAACCUGUUGCUUUUGGUUGUGCCCAUGAGAAUGGAGCUCAGUUGGAGAGUGAGUUCACAGGUAUUUUGGGUUUAGGAGCAAAACCAACUUCGCUGGCUGUACAGCUCGGGUCAAAAUUCUCUUACUGCAUCGGUGAUUUAGCUAACAAAAACUACGGUUUCAAUCAGCUGGUUCUGGGUGAGGACGCAGAUAUUCUCGGCGAUCCAACACCCAUUGAGACAGAGAAUGGUGUAUACUAUAUGAAUCUUGAAGGGAUUAGUGUUGGGGGGAAACAACUGGAUAUCGAACCAGUGGUAUUCAGAAGAAGAGGGCCAAGAACAGGGGUCAUACUCGACUCGGGGACAAUCUUCACUUGGCUAGCAGAUAUAGCAUACAGAGAACUCUAUAAUCAAAUAAAAUCCAUUCUGGAUCCACAAUUAGAGAGAUUCUGGUUCAGGGACUUCCUGUGCUACCACGGAAGAGUGAGCGAAGAGCUAAUAGGAUUCCCCGUGGUGACAUUCCACUUUGCAGGCGGAGCUGAGAUGGCUAUGGAGGCCGCAAGCAUGUUUUAUCCGCUGUCAGAAUCGGACAACGUCUUUUGUAUGUCGGUGAAGCCAACGACAGAACAUGGAGGGCAAUAUAAAGAUUUCACAGCUAUUGGGCUAAUGGCUCAGCAGUACUAUAAUAUUGCUUAUGACCUCAAAGAGAAAAACGUCUAUCUCCAGAGAAUUGACUGUGUUCUACUCGAUGACUAUUCCCCAUCGUGA
This is a messenger RNA of Arabis nemorensis, 1362 nucleotides long. Lineage: Eukaryota; Viridiplantae; Streptophyta; Magnoliopsida; Brassicales; Brassicaceae. The record is from the annotation of a GenBank genome assembly.